AUGAUUUGUAUUCUAUUGCCCAGGUGCACUGUGGGAGAAAUUACAGACGCAAUGAAGAAGGUGUUUGGAGAACACAAGGCCAGUGAUCGAAUGGUGAGUGGAGCUUACCGCCAGGAGUUUGGAGAGAGUGAAGAAAUAUCUUUCACUUUAAAAAGAGUGCAAUGUUUCAUAGACCGAGAGGGACGAAGACCUCGUCUGCUUGUGGCAAAAAUGGGGCAGGAUGGCCAUGAUAGGGGAGCAAAGGUUAUUGCCACUGGGUUUGCUGACCUUGGAUUCGAUGUGGACAUUGGUCCCCUUUUCCAGACUCCACGUGAGGUUGCUCAGCAAGCCGUGGAUGCAGAUGUGCACUGUGUGGGAGUGAGCACGCUGGCUGCCGGUCAUAAAACUCUUGUUCCUGAACUCAUCAAAGAGCUGAGUGCCGUAGGACGCCCAGAUAUUCUGGUUAUCUGCGGAGGUGUCAUCCCACCUCAGGACUAUGACUUCCUAUAUAAUACUGGAGUCUCCAGUGUGUUUGGACCAGGAACCCGAAUUCCCAGCAGCCGUCCAGGUGAUCGAUGAUAUUGAACGAAGCUUGGAAAAACGACAGCAGUCUCUUUAA
This is a messenger RNA of Staurois parvus, 598 nucleotides long. Lineage: Eukaryota; Metazoa; Chordata; Amphibia; Anura; Ranidae. The record is from the annotation of a GenBank genome assembly.